AACCCUUCCGCCCCGAAACCAGCGGCCGCGGCGUCAUGGCAAGCUUUGCGCGAAACCGCUUCCUCCUCUCCCGCUCCUAUGCCUCCGUGGCGGCCAAGUCGAACUUGGCGAAGCAGAGCCCUCCCUUCGAGCCGGCGCCGGCUGCUGCGAUGGUGAAGGAGGGAGAGGAGGUCCCCGCGCCGGUCAUCGGCCGGCCCCUCUCGGAUAUCCUCAGAGAGCUCAACAAGAAGGUUCCCGAGUCACUCAUCAGGACCCGAACCGAGGACGGCUUCACCAUAAGAUACAUUCCUUGGCAUUUCGUCAAUCGAAUUCUGAAUUUACAUGCUCCUGAAUGGUCUGGCGAGGUCCGAAGCAUUGUUUAUUCAGCUGAUGGAAAGUCGGUCUCUGUUGUUUAUCGUGUAACUCUAUAUGGAACUGAUGCAGAGGUUCAUAGAGAAGCUACUGGAACAGCUUCGACCACGGAUACGGAGUUUGGAGACCCGCUGCAGAAGGCAGAAGCAAUGGCAUUCCGGCGAGCAUGUGCACGCCUUGGGCUUGGACUUUAUCUUUACCAUGAAGAUAUGUUAUAAAUCUACAAUGGUUAUUUACCGCAGCAUGCAUAACCUAGAUCGCUUCAGAUUUUGACUUGGAGAAUUUCACAUUUUCUGUCCCUUGAAGCAAACAUGCAUGUACUCAUCAGAACUACUCGCUAUGUUUUAGUUUUGCCCUUUGGGUUGAUAUCACUGCAAACUCAAUGUGUGAACUAUGUUUAUUGUCAUGAGAUGAGUGGAUCAUCAACAAAAUCAAUCAAAAUGGGCAUGGCUGAUGGUGGUAUCUUUUCCA
Molecule: messenger RNA, 822 nt
Organism: Musa acuminata subsp. malaccensis (wild Malaysian banana)
Lineage: Eukaryota; Viridiplantae; Streptophyta; Magnoliopsida; Zingiberales; Musaceae
Product: DNA repair RAD52-like protein 1, mitochondrial
Biological process (GO): double-strand break repair via homologous recombination
Molecular function (GO): DNA binding
Source: RefSeq, a predicted model, not a curated record